Brenthis ino (lesser marbled fritillary) is the source of this 2082-nucleotide messenger RNA. The record is from the annotation of a GenBank genome assembly. Lineage: Eukaryota; Metazoa; Arthropoda; Insecta; Lepidoptera; Nymphalidae.
AUGGCAAAAUCAAAGAAGCAAACAAAAGAAGAAAGGCUGAUGAAGAAGCGCCUUGCAGAGAGAAAAAGAUACGAAAUGAUAAAAAAUAAUCCAGACUUAUGGAAAGAAAAGCAAGAAAAAAAUAGACAAAGUUACUUACGUAGAAAGCAGAAACAGAAACAAUUACCUAUAAACGAAAUGACUCCUAGACAGCAAAGGUUACAGAGACAGACAUGGAGGAAGAACUAUCGUUCAUAUUAUUUAAAAAAGAAGCGUGAAAAAAGAACAAUAGCGCUGCUAGAAGAAAAUACCCCACCACAAAGUCCUAGCAUUUUGUCAGAUACCGAACCUGUAGUUUUAGAACACUUGGCUCGUAGCCUUCCAGCAAGCCCAUUCUUAAAUAAAAGCUCGGAGUGUAUGAUGUCAGGACCGUCAAUAACUUUGCGUAGCAUAUCUACACAGUGCAAUGAUUUUAAAACGAGUACACCAUCUAAUACUAAAUCUCUGUCUUCCUCAUCUGUUACUUCUGCCAUAAGACGUAUCCGUUACCAAAAAGAUAAAGUAAUAAACGUUCUUAAAAAAAAGUUAAUAAGCCUAACGCAACAAAAUGAACGUUAUAGAAAACAACUUAAAAAAAUGGCUUCAAAAAGCGUUCAAAAUCAAAUCAUUAAAGUAAAAUCCAUUGUACCAAAUACAAAACAAAAUUGUAAUUUCGAACCUUUGCCUAAUCUUCUAAAACAAGAAGUCCGUAUAUUUUAUGAGUCCGACGAAAAUAGCCGUCUAUGCUCAGGAAAGAAGGAGUUUAUUGUAAGGAAAAAAAUACGAAAGCAAAAGCGGUACCUUAGCGACAAUCUUUUAAAUUUGCAUAAGAAAUUUUUGAAAUCUUCAAAUUUUACCAUUAGCUAUUCAACAUUCUGCAAGCUAAGACCAUUUUGGGUUUUGCUACCUGAUUCUCGAUCACGUGACACUUGCUUAUGCAAAUUACAUACUAAUAUGGAUUUAGUCAUCAAAGGAUUGUAUCAGAGGAAGAUAAUACCCGUUAUGACCUCCCAAAAUCUUCUUUCAAUGUUAUGUUGCGACAUGUAUAGCGUGGACUGCUUGCAUCGCAAUUGUUUAGCAUGCAAAAAUAAAGUAGUUUGCUAUCAGGAGUUUGGAAUACCAAUCCUUGACUAUAUAAGUGAAAUAAGGGCAGGCAUUCGCACUUUACAUUUCAUUUCUGAUUCACCAUCCAGUCAAUAUCGUAAUAAAAAAAUAUUUCAUAUGAUUUCUAGCUUACACAUAUACCUUAACUCUGUCGAUACCAUUACGUGGAAUUACAGCGAAUCUGGACAUGGAAAGGGUGCUCCAGAUGGCGUGGGUGCCGUGAUAAAGAGAACUGCCGAUCGUGCUAUGUCUCAGGGUCAGGACAUAAAGGAUCUGGAUGAUUUUUUAACUGUUAUGAAUCAAAAUUUAAAAAAGAUUAAAUUAAAAACUAUUUCGGAAUAUGACGUAUUUGAAAAAGACUUACUGUUCCCACAAAAUAUAAAAGCCUUUCCCGGAUGCAUGAAAAUGCACCAGAUAGUUUGGAAAUUAAAUUUUCCUAUGAUGGCUGUUCGAAAACUUAGUUGUACGGAUAAGGCUUGUUUGUACGAAGUAAUCAGCUGCUAUCAUAAGAAACACAUUGGAUUUUAUCACUUAGAAGAGGUAUAUCAGAAAAGAAUAACAGUUACACCCUUGGCUGACUCGAAAAGGCAAUUAAGAGAAAUACCUAAAUCAUUUUGGUCAGUAAAUAAUGAAUCAAAUGGAAAUGAUGGCGUAACUGGGAUAGGAGAUCUUGUACAAACUGUCACUAAUAGAACUACAUGUAAAACAAACAAUAACCCUAAUACACGAAGUGCUAACCAAAAUAAUAAAAGAAAAGUAGACAAACUAAAUGAAAGAAAAGAUCUCGAUAGAAGUGGAAGGACUGAUAGAGUAGAACAGAUUAUGCUAUUGGCAAGAUCUUCAAACAUCGAUAACAUUUCAGAGAUAACAUUUUCAAGAGACGGCGAUAAAGAUUUUACUGUAGAUUUAGAAAAUAUUAAUCCAUAUUUAAUGGAUGACGAUGAGGAAUUUAAUAUCUUC